AUGUCAAGGUCAGAUGUUAGACUGUUGCUCACAUAUUUAUACAAUGUUCUCUUUGUAUGGACUGUCAAUCUUCUAGUGAAACUCAUUCGCACCAGUCGGAUAUUACCGUUAGCUUUCUCAUAAUGACAGUUUUCACGUGGUUUCGGGACUUUGUCAACCCUAAAAAUUUCAUCGAAGCCCAACGUCCAAUCAUUGCUGUAACUUUUCUUGGCGGGUUGACUCCAUUCAAAGUGGCUAAAGAACAAAACGAAACCGUUUUAAAGUGCAGCAUCUUUGGAUACGUGAAUUCUUUCAUCCAUACAACAAUCUUCAUCUUGUGCUACGUGAUGGCAAUCUCGAAACGGCAAAGUGUCACAGGAAAUUUCAUCCGGUCCGAAAUAAGUAACCUCGGUGACGUUUUGCAGGCAGGCACCGGAAUCGGAGCCCUCAUUAUGACCUUUAUCUACAGCAUCUUUCUCCGAUUUAAACUCAUUGAAGCGUUCCACUCUUUGGCCAGGACAGAUCAGCACUUGAGGCUUAUCGGUGUCGAAAUUAACUACAAGAAAAGCUUUUACCGCAACAAUCUGAUAAUUUUUCUACAAGUGCUAGUCUUGGGCACGUAUGCUGCUGUAUCGUCCGCGAUCGUCCUCAACUCAGGAUACUUAUUGUGCCUCUCCGCGUGGAUGUCGUUUCUUCUGCCCUUCAUGAUGAUGUCUAUGAUCAUCAUAUUGUUCUUUUCUUUGGUUGACCAAUGCCAACAUCGAUUUGGUUUGCUAAACAAAGUAUUGGUAUCGAUUCGUAGUAAAAUUUUAGAAAAGCAGAUGCUUAGAUAUUCGAAGAAAAACAUUACCGAAGUCGCAUUGUCCCAGAAGCCUCUUGCAAUGUCCACGGUGUUUCCAAUUUGCUACUCUGAGAUUAUCAAUCAUUUGGCUAGUAUUCAAAGUGAGCUCUGUGAUGCAUGUGAUUCAGUAGAGGAUCAUUUUACUCUUCAAAUGUUGACAGUGGUGGCAAUAUCGUUCCUCACAAGUGUUUUUGAUCUGUAUUAUAUUUCGGACAAAUUAUUUACUGGUGGCUCAGCGGAAGCAGAUAUCAGCAUGUUCCAGUUUGUGACGUUUUUCUUCUACCAAGGAUUGGUGCACGUGAUUGCGGUUAUGAAAAUAGUAUACAUCACUAGUUUGGCCAUACAAAAGAACAAACAAAUUGCAGUCAAUGUUCACAAAUUAAUUAACGUUAACCAUUAUGAUGAAGAGUUGACAAAACAGCUAACCAAUCUUUCGCUGCAAAUGACUCACAGGAAAGUGGCUUUCACAGCUUAUGGAUUUUUCAAGCUUGAUUUCACUCUGCUCUUCACGCUUGUUGGUGCAGCUACCACUUACCUGGUUAUUCUUGUUCAAUUCAGCCUAAACCAAUCCCCACCAUGUGAUCAAAAAAUGUCAAUUCCUGAUCUGGCCCAAGGAAACGCAACAUUGUCACCAUAAAUAAAUAAAAAAAAUCAAACGGAAACAUAAACAUUUUCAUUACUUUUUAAUUAGAUGUUUAAUUUACUUGAAUAAAUGUUUGGUGU
This is a messenger RNA of Aedes albopictus (Asian tiger mosquito), 1543 nucleotides long. It is a transcript of the gene Gr28b, whose product is annotated as putative gustatory receptor 28b. Bases 57 to 1457 code for a protein of 466 amino acids. The record is from RefSeq and is a predicted model, not a curated record. The transcript is spliced from 4 exons. Lineage: Eukaryota; Metazoa; Arthropoda; Insecta; Diptera; Culicidae. Gene Ontology annotation, biological process: chemosensory behavior; sensory perception of taste; male courtship behavior. Gene Ontology annotation, cellular component: membrane; dendrite; neuronal cell body.